Molecule: messenger RNA, 3589 nt
Organism: Equus caballus (horse)
Lineage: Eukaryota; Metazoa; Chordata; Mammalia; Perissodactyla; Equidae
Gene: AKT2
Product: AKT serine/threonine kinase 2
Biological process (GO): protein phosphorylation
Cellular component (GO): nucleus; cytoplasm
Molecular function (GO): protein serine/threonine kinase activity; ATP binding
Source: RefSeq, a predicted model, not a curated record
GUUUCUUGGUUGUGUAGCUGUCCUCUCCCAUGAGGUACUCUUGCUCUUUUCACUUUGCCUGCCAAGUGGGUCACCUCUAGCCUUUAGCUGCAGCUCUGGCCCCGGCCCUCAGCACACCCAGCCCCGGCCCUCAGCACACCCAGCCCCGGACACCCUAGGAAGCAGCGAGUGGGGCUGGGGCCGUGCGGGUACUCCCCGCGUGGGGUGUGCUGCCUGUGGGCAGGCGGCCAGGGCAGGCCCCUGCAUGCUGCCACCCGGCUUCCAGAGGCUGGUCUCUGUCCUCCCGCCUGGGCGUCCUCCGUCGGCAGCUCCCCGGGGAGCAGGCCAUCCUCUUGGCUACAGUGCCUGUGUUUCAUCACCUCGGGACUGCGUCACGGACACCCCGCUGAGGCGCCACCCUCAGUGGGAGGACGGGACAGGAUCCUGGCAGGACACGAGGGAUCCUCCACUUCCUCCCGCUGCCCUCGCACAAGCUUCUGCUGGCCUCUGAGUCGCUGAAAUGAGCAUGUAACCAGCAGCUCUGUGUACCGAGCAGUGGCCAGGGCCCCGCCACUCAGCUGGGAGACCCGAGACUGCUCUGUCCACUGCACCUCCUGCAUGUCCUGCUGCCCUGAGCUGUCCCGAGCUAGGUGACAGCGUGUCACGCUGCCACCAUGAACGAGGUGUCUGUCAUCAAAGAAGGCUGGCUCCACAAGCGCGGUGAAUACAUCAAGACCUGGAGGCCCCGGUACUUCCUGCUGAAGAGUGACGGCUCCUUCAUUGGCUACAAGGAGCGGCCCGAGGCGCCCGACCAGACCCUGCCCCCCCUAAACAACUUCUCUGUCGCAGAGUGCCAGCUGAUGAAGACCGAGAGACCACGGCCCAACACCUUUGUCAUACGCUGCCUGCAGUGGACCACGGUCAUCGAGAGGACCUUCCACGUAGACUCUCCGGACGAGAGGGAAGAGUGGAUGCGGGCCAUCCAGAUGGUCGCCAACAGCCUGAAGCAGCGGGGCCCCGGGGAGGACCCCAUGGACUACAAGUGUGGCUCCCCCAGCGACUCUUCGGCGGCCGAGGAGAUGGAGGUGGCGGUUAGCAAGGCGCGGGCCAAGGUGACCAUGAACGACUUCGACUAUCUCAAACUCCUGGGCAAGGGCACCUUUGGCAAAGUCAUCCUGGUGCGGGAGAAGGCCACUGGCCGCUACUACGCCAUGAAGAUUCUGCGGAAGGAGGUGAUCAUCGCCAAGGAUGAAGUCGCCCACACGGUCACCGAGAGCCGAGUCCUCCAGAACACCAGGCACCCGUUCCUCACCGCCCUGAAGUAUGCCUUCCAGACCCACGACCGCCUGUGCUUCGUGAUGGAGUACGCCAACGGUGGUGAGCUGUUCUUCCACUUGUCCCGGGAGCGCGUCUUCACGGAGGAGCGGGCCCGCUUCUAUGGCGCAGAGAUCGUCUCGGCCCUGGAGUACCUGCACUCUCGGGACGUGGUGUACCGCGACAUCAAGCUGGAAAACCUCAUGCUGGACAAAGAUGGCCACAUCAAGAUCACUGACUUCGGCCUGUGCAAGGAGGGCAUCAGUGAUGGGGCCACCAUGAAGACCUUCUGUGGGACCCCUGAAUACCUGGCUCCCGAGGUGCUGGAGGACAAUGACUACGGCCGGGCUGUGGACUGGUGGGGGCUGGGCGUGGUGAUGUACGAGAUGAUGUGCGGCCGCCUGCCCUUCUACAACCAGGACCACGAGCGCCUCUUCGAGCUCAUCCUCAUGGAGGAGAUCCGCUUCCCGCGCACGCUCAGCCCCGAGGCCAAGUCCCUGCUUGCUGGGCUGCUUAAGAAGGACCCCAAGCAGAGGCUCGGCGGGGGGCCCAGCGAUGCCAAGGAGGUCAUGGAGCACAGGUUCUUCCUCAGCAUCAACUGGCAGGACGUGGUACAGAAGAAGCUCCUGCCACCCUUCAAACCUCAGGUCACAUCCGAGGUCGACACGAGGUACUUCGACGACGAGUUCACUGCCCAGUCCAUCACCAUCACCCCCCCGGACCGCUAUGACAGCCUGGGCUCGCUCGACCUGGACCAGCGGACCCACUUCCCCCAGUUCUCCUACUCGGCCAGCAUCCGCGAGUGAGCGCCCGCUGCCGCCACAGGACGCACGCACGGCCGCCACCACCGCCGGGGGCUUCGUUCUUUUUUUUUUUUAACUUUUUAUUUUGCCUUUUUUGUUUGCGUCCCCAUCCCUCACCUCCUUACCCCCAUUUCCAGUUUUUUCUUCAGCCCUCUGCCAAACUCCCCUUGCGGUCCCCGCGGCCCUGCCUCCAGGACCCUGUCCUGCGCUCACCUCUGCCAGACCGGGAGUCGCCGCCUGCCCCGGGACCAGCCGUGGGCGCUGAGAAGGGGCCGGUUUUGAGCAGCGUGAGCCCCAGCGGGGCCAGACAGGGGCCUGCAUCCGCCGGGUGCCCAGUGACAGCACGCCGGUGCUGCCUUCCCUGCCCCGUCCUUAGGCUCUGAGUGGCCUGGCGAGGGGCAGUCCAGCCCCCUCCCCCACGGGGGCAGAAAAGCAAUAAUGUCCAGGGCCGGGCGGGGGCCUUCGGAAGCUGUGGGGUCGGGGCUUAGGGCUCCCUCCUGUGGAUGGGGCCCAGUCGACCCUGUGGGGGACCAGCGGGGCCCAGAGGUCGGCGCUGCCUCCUGGCCCUGCCUUCCCCCACCCCCCAAGCUGCUCUCCUGACCUGCGGGUGAGGCAGGAGGAACAUUUAGGGGCUAGUCCCCGGCCCCCCGCCCCGUGCCUUACCAGGGCUUCCUUCCAGCCGGCCUUACCUCCCACUGGCCCCCGGGCCUGGCCCCAUCCCUUCUGAGGGUGGGGCCUGGGUCACCCCCUUCUCUGCCUGGGGCGGAGGGGCGCCAGCCUCGGCUGUUACACAUCUCACACCGAGACAGUAUUGGGCCCCACGGACUUGGGUCGAGGAGCAGGUGGGGGUGGGGGUCUCUGGUACGUACCGGGGUGGGGGCCUCUGGGAACGGAGGCUCCAGGCCACCUCACCCCUCCCCCUCUCCGGGCCCCACGUUCUGCAGCCUUAAGGUGAACGUGUGUCAGUGCUGUGGGCACUCGUGUGCGUGCCCCGGACUGUGUGUGUCCGUGGGCAUCCCUGUGCAUCUGGGACACAGGUGCACACGGGUGUGUGUGUGCAUGCGUGUUGGGUAUGUGUGUGCGAGGGCAAGCGUGUCCCGGCCUCGAGUGUGGUGUGUGUGGGCUCAGGCCCCUGUCCCAGGCCCGAGCAUCUCAUCCCGUGGGGGAGGGGUGCUGGCCUAGUGGGGGAGCCACGCCUGGGGUCCACUUGCUGCCCUGCCCCCCUCCCUUCCCCUCCCCUCCCCCCCAACAUCUCCAGGUGUUUGGAAUUUGGUUUUUCUGGUUUUGCUCUCCCCACCUCACCUUCUGUACUAGGUAACUCACAGAGAGACAUCCUGGGGUGGGGUGGGGUUGGUUUGGGUGGGUGGGGGUCUUUUUUUCCUUUUUGUGUGUGUCUGUCAUUGAUCUGACAAUUCUCUCUCCUCCCCCCUGGCCUUUCCCCAUUCCUCGUAUUUGUACGGUACAAGCAAUAAAGACACUCGUUUUAGACCGGG